ACCAGACCCGAGCCGAGCCGCCGGAGCCAGGGGGUAGGUAGGUGGCGCCUCUCCGUCGCGUAUUUAGAGUCCACCCCCUCUCCUUCCUCCUCCGUUCCGCCUCACCAACCGUAACCAGACCAACCAAUCUACCACCCCCCUCCAAUGGCAGCCGCGCCCACGUCGCACCAGCUCGCCGCCGGGGCGCCCUGGAGCUCCCUCCCCCGCGGCGGGUUCCGGGCGCUCACGGACUCCGCCCCCGCCUCCGUCCGCUUCUCCGUCGGCCGCCGCCGCGCCGCCCGCCUAGAGGUGAAGGCGGCUGGAAAUAUCUUCGGGGACUACUUCCAGGUUGCAACUUAUGGAGAGUCUCACGGAGGUGGCGUUGGCUGCGUUAUCAGUGGUUGUCCACCCAGAAUCCCACUCACCGAGGAAGACAUGCAAGGAGACCUUGAUCGAAGGCGGCCAGGUCAGAGCAGAAUAACAACCCCAAGGAAGGAGACCGAUACUUGUAAAAUUCUUUCAGGGACAUAUGAAGGAAUGACCACUGGGACGCCGAUUCAUGUUUUUGUCCCAAACACGGAUCAAAGAGGGGGUGAUUACACUGAAAUGGCUAAGGCAUACAGACCUUCCCAUGCGGAUUUAACUUAUGACCUCAAGUACGGUGUUAGAUCUGUUCAGGGAGGUGGAAGGUCAUCAGCAAGAGAAACCAUUGGAAGGGUAGCUGCAGGAGCUGUUGCAAAGAAAAUUCUUAAGCUCAAAUGUGGAGUAGAGAUUCUAGCAUUUGUUUCCAAAGUGCAUCAAGUGGUACUUCCUGAAGACGCAGUUGAUUACGAAACUCUUACCCUGGAUCAGAUAGAGAGCAACAUUUGUAGAUGUCCUGAUCCAGAAUAUGCACAGAAGAUGAUUGAUGCAAUUGAUAAAGUACGGAUUAAUGGGAAUUCGAUUGGUGGGGUGGUCACAUGCAUUGCCAGAAAUGUUCCUCGUGGGCUUGGCUCUCCUGUAUUUGACAAACUUGAAGCUCUACUGGCAAAGGCUAUGCUUUCUCUUCCUGCAAGCAAGGGGUUUGAGAUCGGUAGUGGAUUUGCAGGUACUGACCUAACUGGAAGUGAGCAUAACGAUGAGUUUUAUAUGGAUGAGGCUGGAAAUGUGAGAACACGAACCAAUCGCUCAGGCGGUGUACAGGGAGGGAUAUCAAAUGGUGAAACUAUAUACUUCAAAGUAGCUUUCAAGCCAACAGCAACUAUUGGGAAGAAGCAAAAUACUGUAACAAGGGAUCAUGAGGAUAUCGAACUAAAGACAAGGGGUCGCCAUGACCCAUGUGUUGUCCCUCGGGCUGUUCCAAUGGUGGAGACGAUGGCCGCAUUGGUCCUCAUGGACCAACUGAUGGCACAUGUUGCUCAAUGCGAGAUGUUCCCGCUGAACCUUGCCCUACAAGAACCAAUCGGCUCUGCGAACAGUACACCUGCGUUGGCACCAGAUCUAGCAUAAAUGCAUAAUACCCGCCUUGGAACGAGAAGGCCCUCUUAUAUAUUCUCCUCCCUCUCUUUCAUCUGCCACAUUUCAGGGUUUUGCUAAGCAGUUUGCAGUUUUGUACCAAACCUGUAUCCUAGAAUAUACAUUGGAUUAGUGUACACCAAAAGAUAUGUUGAUCUCCGAAAAUAAAAGUUUGUGGCAUGAGCAGUUUGGUCUGGACAAGACAACCAGUCAAUGUGAGCAAUAGAACAUUUGUCCACUUGUUGAAGAUA
Triticum urartu is the source of this 1724-nucleotide messenger RNA. Its product is annotated as chorismate synthase, putative / 5-enolpyruvylshikimate-3-phosphate phospholyase. Gene Ontology annotation, biological process: aromatic amino acid biosynthetic process; chorismate biosynthetic process. Lineage: Eukaryota; Viridiplantae; Streptophyta; Magnoliopsida; Poales; Poaceae. Gene Ontology annotation, molecular function: FMN binding; chorismate synthase activity. Gene Ontology annotation, cellular component: cytosol. The record is from RefSeq and is a predicted model, not a curated record.